CUCGAGGUGACGGAGACAUGAACUAGGAAUCACACCAGCCUGUUCACAUCAGAGUCCAUUUCUAUUGUAACAGUUCCAAGAUUUGGCGAGCAGGUGCGGUCAGUCCUCUCGCUUCACCCCCAUCGGCGACCCAUCAAAAGAAACCCUUCAACCCCACCACACCCCCGCCGGUGCUGCCUUGACAUAUUUAUCAAUCCACCUUCCGCUCUCGAAUACGUCUCUUCCUCCAUAAACCACCAAACAUGGCAGACAGCCUAUCCAUCUACGAUGAGGUAGAGAUCGAAGACAUGACCUUCGACCCUGCCCUGCAAAUCUAUCACUACCCGUGCCCGUGUGGCGAUAGGUUCGAGAUCGGAAUUGCAGAUUUGAGGGAUGGAGAGGAAAUUGCAAUCUGUCCAAGCUGCAGUCUGAUGAUCAAGGUUAUUUUUGACGUGGACGACCUACCCAAGGAUGGAGAUGGUGGUGCUGGAUUGGCGACCGUGGCGGUUCAGGCGUGAACGGGAUAGGUUCUGGUUCUUUACGGAUAACCACCAGCGAUAUUGGUCCCGAGCAUUAAUUGUGUUUCUGGUAACCUGAAACACGUGCCAACUCUCCCGUUUGCGGAAGACUACACCCGAUGACGGGCCACUACCAGCAUCACCAUAAUGGCUACUGUGCUUGAUCUUCGCUAGUUAUGGCGAACAUCAUUCGCUGCCGAUGAUAGCAUCACCACAGGUGUAAGCAAAGGUGACAGCCACCGGCUCCAUUACGGCUCGACUUCGUCAGUGUGGAUGGACUUGCAAUGUGGACGAGGAAGAAGCAAAAGCAUCGAUGGAGGCUUAGCACGCUAAGAAUGUUGAUACAGAGUAUAUC
This is a messenger RNA of Coccidioides posadasii C735 delta SOWgp, 852 nucleotides long. RefSeq names its product Diphthamide biosynthesis protein 3 (gene DPH3). Lineage: Eukaryota; Fungi; Ascomycota; Eurotiomycetes; Onygenales; Onygenaceae. The record is from RefSeq and is a predicted model, not a curated record.